This is a messenger RNA of Paralichthys olivaceus (Japanese flounder), 829 nucleotides long. NCBI's taxonomy places the organism in Eukaryota, Metazoa, Chordata, Actinopteri, Pleuronectiformes, Paralichthyidae. The record is from RefSeq and is a predicted model, not a curated record.
ACUCGCUCCAGAAAGAACGAUCCAGGAACUGACGGAGAGAAAAGGCCUGGGCUCCGGUCAGCCGCUGUAUCAGGUCUUCACCAGCUUCCGGCCCUGGACGGUGUGCGAUCGCUGCGGCGUUAGUGGGGAACAGAUCCGUGUGGGGCUCUGCUACGUCCGCUCACAGUUCCUCCAUGUACGCUACAGACGGGCCAAUGAGACGGUGGCUUCAUGCGGCUCAGGGGCGGUCCCCCGGACGUUUGGCGACCUGAAGAAAAGCAGAGUUGAGGCCAAGCUGGAGGUCAUGAGCUGUCAAGUGACGUGUCCACCUCGACCUCCGCCCUCCUCCAAACUCCUCGCUCUGAUGGCUCUUCUUGGGUUCAGUUCUGCCUCCGUGCCAGCAGAGGUACCAGUGUUCUACCUGAACCACCCUGCGGGCCGUGUCCUGACCCUGGGGUGCCCCGGAGCUCGAGCUAACAUGGCUGUAGCCUGGGACCGGGGGUCUGAACCCAUUUACCGAUCCGAACACUUGGCCAGUGGCAGCAGCGGCGCCGAGGCCUCCAGGGUGCAGAUAGACGCCGGACACCACCUCGUGUUCAAACCUGCGAAACUUCAGGACACAGGCGUGUUCUGCUGCUGGCUGCAGGGUCGUCAGGCCGCUCAGAUCCGCCUCCUGGUCUAUGUGCAUUUAGGGCGGGGCCAGUCUGUGACAUCGCACCCUGACUUCCUGACGGCUGUCAACACUGUGAUGACGUCUUAUGUUGCCAUGACGACCGUGUUCUUCCUGCUGGUGGUCGUCAGAGCUGGAGUCAGAUUCUUCGGAGACGCCGCUCAGACACAUGUGGAGUAG